GGUAUCUACAGUUACUUACGAAGUAGUACCUACGUGUUAACUAACACUUACCUAAAUACGAUUUACUGGUGAUAAUAUUUUAUCUGAAUCCAAUGUUAUUUUUAAUCACAAAUAGCGUUUCGUACAAACGGUAGGUACCUGUAAUCAAAGAAAACAAGCCCACAUGCUUCGCCACAGUCUGCAGUAAACUUUUUUGGCGUAGCGGCACAUAACACUUUUUUUCUAGUUCUCUUAAAAACAUACUUAAGUACCUACCUAUUACUCCCAGACCCAAAACAACGAUUUAUGGAUCACUACAUAUACAUUUUCCAUGCGGGAAACCACGUCAUGUAACCAAUGGGCAUUCGUCCAUUGGUCGACUAUCAAGUCUUGGGUUUACUGGGCAAAGUACCUUAAGAUUCGAAAGUCUUAUAAGGGCCCUGAAAUAUGAGUACGACCAGGUUAAAGGUAGUGUUGCCUCUUGUUACAUAAAGUUCGGCUUAAUAUUAAGAGAUUACGUAGUAGUUACCAUUAACAAAAUUUUUGAGGUGGGUAGCUAGAGUCCUGCCUACCCUCCUCUAAAACGAAAUUAUGUUAUUCAUGCAUUGCGUUCUUAACUUACUACCAUAAAUAGGCACCUACUAUUUUUAUUUCUCUGUCUCAUCCACACUUUCUCCCUAAAUAAAUCCUGUAAAUACAGUAAUAUAAUAUGCGUGAGUUGUACAAAUUAACCACUAUCUCGAAGAUACAACAUAACGUCCAUAUAAAAGGUAAAAAGUUUUAAUAACAAUUAGGCAUAGUAAAUUGCGCAAACAAGAAUACUCUGUAACUUUGUGGAAAAAGAACAAUGACAACUAAUCAAAAUUGUUAUUGUACUUGAUAAUUUUAAAAUUCUUAAUAUACAAUGUGCUCUCUCUGCAGUCAUGGACCCUCAGAGGACAACAUUAGCUGGUCCUCUGCCUGCUAGCAGUAGGCAGGCAGCACGAAAAAGUUUCGCAAUAACAAACACUUAUAUCAAAAGUACUAAAAAAGAAAUUGUUAGUGUCCACACCAGCACUCCUACUGUAGAAAAUUUAUCUUUUCAAAUUGAACAAAAUCAAAUUUACCAAGGAGACGUGAACAUUCUUUCAAUUAUUGAUACAAAUAAAGAUAUAAUGUGCUGUAAAUAUACGGAAGAUGUAAAUGAGAUAGCAGCAGGAUUCAACGACGGCACUAUGAGAGUGUUUAGUUGCAAUACUGGACAUUGUAUCCACACUCUGGUAGAUGAAGAAACUCGCGCAUAUCCUGGACCAGUAACAGCCAUCAAACAUAGACCAGUUAGCAAAGCAAACCCCAUUACUAACAUGUUGUUAUCUUCUUAUGUAAAUGGAUGUAUCAAAUGUUGGAAAUACAAAUAUGACCAAUGUUUAUAUACCAUUCGGGAGAAACGCCAAACAUUGGGAUUAAAUUACCAUCCACGUCACAGUAAAUUUGUCACUUACGGCGAUGAUGCCAAGUUGAACAUGUAUGAUGAAGAAGCUCAGACCCAAGAACGUGCUUUUUACUCUAGUAACCAGAAGAAUAAAGUGGAUGGCCAUACAUCAAGAAUAUUUGCAUGUGCAUUCAACCCAAGGUCGCAACAUGAGAUGAUAUCUGGAGGCUGGGAUGACACAGUCAUGUGUUGGGACGACAGACAACCUUAUGCUACUCGUUAUUUUGUUGGUGUCCACAUGUGCGGAGAAGGUCUUGAUUUUGACAAACCUGGACGAACAAUACUGACAUGUUCUUGGCAAGAGAAAGAUAGUAUCCAAUUAUGGGAUUACGGUUCGUGCAAAUUAAUUGAAACUAUUGUACCAGACAAUUAUCAAUCAAAACUAUAUUGUGGUAAAAUGGUACCACAUACAAACUUGAUUGUUUGCGGAGGAUCAGACUCCAAUAUAUUGAGAGUAGUGGAUACAAACAUGAAAGUCACCGAAUGCUGUAUAAGAAAUAAUCAAGGCAGCAUUUACGCCUUUGAUUUUGGUACAAUCAGAAGAAAGCCGAGGAAAGUUACGGAGACUUACAAAAAAAUAAGCGAAAUACCAAAUGUACCUCGUGUUUCGUUUGUUACUGGGAAAAGAUUGCAGACGGUAGACUUUGGUUGACAGUUGACUAGCUGCCAGAUGCUUCAGGAUACAUGUAAGCUAUAGGCACCACACUCGAAGAAUAUGACCCUGUGGAAUAUUUCUCGAAUACAUUAAUGUUUAGUGCAUCGUAUUAUACUACCAAGUGAGUCUUGUUGAUUUUGUCUAGAUUGAGAAAGUUUUACAGAUUAAGCUCUUGACAUAACUUUACA
Spodoptera litura is the source of this 2293-nucleotide messenger RNA. RefSeq lists its product as uncharacterized. The record is from RefSeq and is a predicted model, not a curated record. Gene Ontology annotation, molecular function: protein binding. NCBI's taxonomy places the organism in Eukaryota, Metazoa, Arthropoda, Insecta, Lepidoptera, Noctuidae.